Molecule: messenger RNA, 526 nt
Organism: Ostrinia furnacalis (Asian corn borer)
Lineage: Eukaryota; Metazoa; Arthropoda; Insecta; Lepidoptera; Crambidae
Exons: 3
Coding region: 126-503 (125 amino acids)
Source: RefSeq, a predicted model, not a curated record
AUACAACACAACUGACACAAAAUGAUGUCAAAAAGUUUUGUUUUGAUUCUACCUUCUUAAUUAAAUGUUAAAGACUUUAUAGUGCUAAAAGUUUUAUUUGUGUUAAUAGUUUUGCCUUACAAACAAUGGAAGUUAAUAUAAAUAAUGCAUUUUUUAUUGUUGUUAAAAUAUCUUGGAAAUAUUGUAACAAUAGUCUUGAAAAUGUUACUAUAACAUUUUUGAAGACUUUUGAAUGGUUAAUCAUUGCGCUACUAGAAAAUCCAGUUUUUACCACGCUGUUUCUGACAACCUGCGCUAUUUUUAUUCUAAUAUUAAUAUCUGCAUCGAUUCUAAUUAAUACAGCAGUUUCCUGUCUUCUAGCUGUUAUCAUUGUAUGUGAAGGUAUUAUUGGUUUGGCGUUUAUGUUAUUAUUGGGAAUCAUCUUGAGUUGUUUUACAUUAACUUUGGCAGUUAAACAUGGAAUGCAUAUGUGGUUGAUUAAAUUAUUCAAACUCGAUACUUAACAAAUGCUAUAAAAAUAAAUAAU